UUAAAUCCGUACCCGGGUCGUGAACCCGAGGAUCUAGGGUUGGUAGGAAUCUCGCGCCAAAGAUAAUCGGCUCGUCGUUGUGAAGUUGGUACUAGGCAGAACCAAGGAGAAUCCUUUCGUCCCAGUGUACUGUCUUCGGACGCCCAGUUAUGGAAGCGCCGGUGCUGGAGAAGCUUACGGAGACGCAGCAAAAUCAAAGGAUGGUGGAAUAUGAGGUUGCUCGGAUAUACGAUUUUUUCUUACGGGCUCCUCGCAGCGCUCAAGAAUUCAUGUUGGAGCUUCAGCGUGAAAAUCAUAUCGAAUAUCUUACUAAUGGUCUCAAUCAUCUAGGACCCUCAUUUCGCGUAUUGGAUGCCAAUCGUCCGUGGAUUUGCUAUUGGAUCCUGCAUUCUAUUGCUCUACUGGGAGACUCUGUAGAUGCUGAACUGGAGGCUAGGGCCAUUGACUUUCUUAAUCGUUGUCAAGACUCAAGUGGUGGAUAUGGAGGUGGACCUGGACAGUUACCUCACCUAGCAACAACUUAUGCUGCAGUGAACUCACUUGUCACAUUGGGGAGUCAUGAAGCUUUGUCGUCAAUUAAUAGACAUAAACUAUACACGUUUUUGCUGCAGAUGAAGCAUCCUAGUGGAGGCUUCAGAAUGCAUGACCAAGGAGAAAUAGAUGUCCGUGCUUGCUACACUGCAAUUUCUGUUGCCAGUAUAUUGAACAUCUUGGAUGAUGAACUAGUUCAAAAUGUGGGAAACUACAUUCAAAGUUGUCAAACUUUUGAAGGUGGUAUUGCGGGAGAACCUGGAUCUGAGGCUCAUGGUGGGUAUACCUUUUGUGGUUUGGCUACUUUGAUUCUGAUCAAUGAGGUUCACCGGUUGGACUUGCGGAGUUUACUUGACUGGGUGGUGUUUCGUCAAGCUGGUUUAGAGUGUGGAUUUCAGGGAAGAACAAAUAAGUUGGUUGAUGGCUGCUAUUCGUUUUGGCAGGGAGGCGUUUGCUCACUAUUAAAAAGAUUAAGUUUGGAUAUUGAUGAACAAUCAGUUCAACCUGAUGCUCGAGAAGGUUCUUCUUUUGAUAAUCUAUCAACUGGUGCGGAUACUUCUCGAAAGGUCAACUAUAAUGAUGUUGGUUAUGAAUUUAUCGAGAAGCAUCCAAGUAGUCAACCUCUUUUCAACAGCUUAGCCUUACAGCAAUAUAUACUUCUGUGUGCCCAGGUACCUGAGGGCGGACUAAGAGACAAACCUGGGAAGCCAAAAGACUACUACCACACGUGUUAUUGCCUAAGUGGCCUCUCAUUGUGUCAGUACAGCUCGUCUAAUGAAGAUUCCCCACCACUUCCCCAGGCAGUAGCAGGACCCUAUUCCAACCUCCUGGAGCCUGUCCAUCCGCUAUACAAUGUUGUCUUCGAACGUGCAAUUGAAGCACUUGAUUUCUUUAGGGGGAAAUAGGUUUCCAGCGUUGUCAACUCCCCCUCCCCCCCAAAUCAUCCUUGACUAUUAUCACGGUGCAAUCAUCAGAUGCCACUACAUUUAGUUGCUAAGGAAACCCUUAGGGUAUGAUAUUCUUGGUAGUGGCUACCAUGACUUGAAGUCUUUUGUUAGACCAAUGCCAACCAAGACUACAUCUCCUACAACCUAGUCGAUCAUAACCAUGGAGAAGGGAGCUUUCAUUCUUAACUAAAGAUCUUGUCCUAUUUUCAAAACAAUUUGUAUCCGACAUCUAUGAAUAGUUUUGGAAGUGAUGCAACACAAAGAAAGCUCUUAAUUUUUAUUAUACGUUUAAAAGAAGGUAGUAGGUUGAAGGAAGUGGGGAUGUUUGGUAUUUGGAAAAUUUUACUGAAGAGGGGCUAGCCCUACAGUUUAGUCUAAGGAUAUGCUCAUUGCUCCCAUGUUUAUCAUAUGCUCUAAUGGUCGGCUCAGCUUAAGACUACAAAAGUAUUUUCAUAUUAUUUUAAACAAAUGGCAGUUUUGAAGGGCACGCGUUUAGGGUCGAGCCAUCAUUAACUCAGUUCUGGGCUUUGAUCCCAUUUCGUUGUUGAUAUACUUGUAAAAAUGAGUAUGGUGGUGCAGUACCCACCUUAAACAACCACUUGGAAAAUCUUGGUAACCCUACGAUUAAUUAAAAUUCUAAAAAAAAAAAGACAAAAUUUAAAAGGAUCUCUCUAUAGCUUAUCCCCUCAGAUUUCAUGGACCUUAUCCUUUGAUGUGCUAUAGUCUAUAGAACAUAUCUUGUUCAAGCAUAGUCGUAUCUAUGAAGAAAAGCCAUAUCAUUGUCCUAUAAUCUUUACAUUGUGCCAUAUUGGCCACUUAUGAAUUAAUUUUCUACAAGUUUCCUUGAAACUCAAAUGUUGUAGGAUUAGAUGGGUUAUUCCAUGAGAUCAGUCGAGAUAUGUGUAAGUUGACUCGAUACUCAUGAAGAAUAUUUACAUUGUGACUUCUAAAUAAUUUAAUAUUUCCAAGUUUUCAACUUGUAGACUAAACAAAUUUAUGGUUAGUUUAGACCAUGUUGUCAUUUUACUCUAAACAAUUGGAGCUCAAGAUUAGGAAACGGAUCAAACUGAUAGUCUAAGAUCUUUGUACAUUAUAGUGACUUGGAUGUUGCUCAAAAGAUCUUAUUUGUUUUACUACUUUUCCUUUUCUUUCCUCUUCUACUCAGGGUAAUUUGUAUCUGUUAGAGUACUUUAUCUUACAUUUUGAGAUGAAAUAAAAAUGUCGUGUUUUGGUU
This is a messenger RNA of Cucumis sativus (cucumber), 2712 nucleotides long. Its product is annotated as protein farnesyltransferase subunit beta. The record is from RefSeq and is a predicted model, not a curated record. Gene Ontology annotation, molecular function: protein farnesyltransferase activity. Gene Ontology annotation, cellular component: protein farnesyltransferase complex. Bases 150 to 1436 code for a protein of 428 amino acids. Gene Ontology annotation, biological process: protein farnesylation. The transcript is spliced from 15 exons. Lineage: Eukaryota; Viridiplantae; Streptophyta; Magnoliopsida; Cucurbitales; Cucurbitaceae.